AUCCUUUUUCUCAUAUCGUCAUGACCAAGAUUUCGAAUGACUAACAUCAAAAUAAGAGGAGUAAAAAUAAUUACUCACUAAUAUUUGUCUCUGGUGUUCAGACUUCAGUGAAUGGUUAAAUUCGUGAUAUUCUGACUGUUAACAUCAGGUGUUUGUGAAAAUGACUAACAGAAAAUUAAGGCCAAUUUUGGUAUCACUUAGAUAAGAGGAGUAUUAUGAGAUUGAAUUUUGAAAUGAAACCAGAGUUGAAAAACAUUAAGAGUCUUUGAAGACAAAGCUGAGGCAUUAGCGAAGCCAAUACUGCACAGAGUGGCGAUGAAGAAAAUAAGCUUUGUGGUCGAAGUCAUGUACACAUAAAGCAGCGUAGUAUACAUCUACGGCUGAUGCUGAGGUAGAGUGUGGCAUGAUGUUUCUUGGAUGUGAGAGUCAGGCCCAAAGUAUGCCAAAAUGGUCUCAAAUCCUAUCAAAACCAAGGUUGUGAAAUAUGCUGAAUUGAUUACCGGUUGGUGAUGCUGGUUUGGUGGUGAUUGCAGCGUGUGGUAGUUAAUCUUGGAUAAGUGAAGACCAGAAUCCAAUGGAAGGAAAAAAACUUUCAACCCACUUACAGAAGGGUGAAAGUUUUGCACACAGAUGAGUUAGAAAAACCGCUUAUCAUUUUGCCGUUCAUGAACAGGCAUUCUGAGGUUUGGCCUUGCUCAUUCAUGUUGGAAAGGUGUGGCAACAAGUCACAUAUUGAUCCCAUAGUUCCUUCAGGUUACAGGGGAUAACUUGGAUCCUUCUGUAGAGGAUUUCACUCUCCCUUCUCAUCCAGCACCCUCAUGUACGUCGACAACAACGUGCAUUCUGUUUUUCUUCCUUUUGUUUUGACACAUCUGAAUUGAUAAAAUACUGUAAACAGAGAUGUUGGUGGUGCCACUGUAGUCUGUAUGAUGACAAGCUUAAUCCCUCCAGGGUGACAUGGACUACAGUGUGCGGAUAGAAGCAAAUAACUUCUUUAACCCUUCAUUUAAUAUGUUUCCUCUAUGGAUAUAUUCUAUAAUGAUUAGGUGUGGGCAUCCUUUUAUUUACAUACGUCAAUAAGGAUGAACCAUCCUCUCCUGAUAUGCCAAGGAAAUUGUUGCGGAGGUUGUCAAGAUGAGGCCUUGUGCAAUGAGGAAGCCAUAUUCCAGGUGCAUUGUUGAUGUGAAUUUGGAGGUGGUCCUGAAAGGAAGAACUGAGAAAAGACAGUAAUAAUCGUGCAAAGAGGAAUGAGGUUGUAAAGAGACAGAGAAAGCCCAAAUGAUGGAAAGUCAGCGAAAUAGGCUAAAGGUAGCCACACCAAUGGGACGCAAACUAAGAGGGGCACUGAAAACGGCAAACUUGCCUUCUCCUUCCGGGGCUUUACAAUGUGUGGGGGUCGAUAAUCAAUUAUGAAUAUAAAUAAUGGAUGGCAGGAAAAUAUAAUUUUUUUUUAGCUCGAACACUCUGAACUAUAUUUCAGGUCAUCGUCAGCAACGAAUUCUCUUGCACUUUCUUUCAAGAAACAGGGGAAAGCCUAAAAAUCAUAAAUUCAAAAUUGGCUAUUCUUCCCUUUAGUGGUGUAGGAAUGAUGAGGAUGGGGAGACUGAUUUCACUUUCAAGAACUCAUCAUCUUCUUCUUCUUCUUUCUCUGUUUUCAUUUCUUGCUACUUUGGAUUCUGCAAGAGGAUCUCCUAAUGCAGAAUUCACAAAAAGAUGGAACUUCUUUGGAGAUUCGUUAUAAAAAUUCAACUAUACAAGUUCCUGUUUCUAUAGAAGAAUGUAAAUGUGAAUCUGGGUUUGGUCUAGUUUAUGAUUCUUGCAAGAAGAGAAAUUUAUGUUCAACGGUUUGUGGAUAUAUACCUCCAAGGGGUUUUUAUGAAUGGGAAAAUCCUAGUUCUUGCUUUUAAUCUUACGGAUGUAAACGUGAAUUCGGAACUCAAAUAUUCUCUUGGUUGAGAUUCCGCGGCUACAAUUCUUUGAUGGAGUGUUUUGGAUCACCAUUCCUUGUCAAAGAGUGGGAAAUGCGUCAUCUGACUGGUGGUGAUCCUGAAGAAGCCCUUCCAUUAGACCUGUUCCACAACUCAUCCCUGAGCUACCAUGAGGCUCAUGUAAUCAUAUCCAGUUUUAAUCGAACACACAUCAGGUUGAAUAGGACACAAACAUUGGAAAUGCUGAUUGGGAAAGGACUGGUGUAUAUUUGUACUUGGAGAAGGACUUUUGAAGAAAUCCUUGAUGCAAAUCGUGAAGUCGAAACUCAAAGAUCCUGUUGUGUUAGAUGCCAAGACUAUGGAGAGACCCUUCCAGUAGACAUGGUCCUAGACUCAUCCCUGAGUUUCCCUGAUGCUCAUAUAAUCAUCUUCGAAACUGCUUCUCUAGUGAAGGAUUAUAAUUAUUACCAGGAAGGUAAUCAUGCAUAUCACAAAGAAGCAUGUAAGAAAGCUUUGCAAACAGGGGAUUAUCAUGUGAACUCCUUCUGCAGAAGGCAAUGGAAUGCAGUAGGGGGUUGUGUUGCUGAAACCCAACAGCUAAAAAAUGAUGGUUCCUCAGUACCUUACCCAAGGCUGAUUGAAACAGCAACUGAGGAAGUAGAACCAGACCUCAACAUAAGGCCUGACAACAGGAAAGGGAGAUCUGAUUUCAGUGUUUUAGAGCAAUGUAUGCUGUGUUUUGCGGUUAUUAUGAUCAUGGCUGGGGCAUGUCUUUAUUAUUUGAAAAGGAGAGCCACACCACCCAGUAGCAAGUGUAGACUGUUUUCGAGAAGAGAGGACCAUCAGAUGUACGAAGUGACUUAUGGAAACCAUAAGUUUGACUGCACGGUGACAAGCGACAUGAACAUGGUGGAUUACUGGUUAUACUAUAGGACGCGUCUUUGGGAGGAUCUGGAUAAUCGACAUACCAAUGUCUAUGGGGUAGCGGUCUCAUGGGUGGACCACCCAGUCAGACGUCUGGCUUUGUUGCAGAUUAGCUCCCACCGUGGAUGCUUGGUGGUCCAACUAUUGCGCACCCCUCAUGACGUGCCAUGGAGCACCCUCUUCAGUAGCAGAAGCCUUAGAUUUGUGCAUGUCAAUGCCGGACCGGGAUUGCCUGAAUUACAAGCGACUUACAAUUUGAAUAUAGCAAACCUAGAGGACUUGAGACGUUUAGCCUUACUAGCAGGGUAUCCGAUUCCAGAGAUUGAGCUACCUGCAGGUUUAGGUGUUCUGGUACGAUGGGUUCUUCAGAUCAACUUUGAAGAGUCUACAGACUCCAACUCUAAUGGUCACCAAAUAUUGACCGAGGGACAAGUCGCUCAGGCAGCUUUGGAGGCCUAUUUUGCGAGGGAGGUGGGUCUUCGUUUCAUGUGAUAUGUGGCUUCUAGUGGUUUAUGGGUCUACGUUUCAUUUGAUAUGUGGCCUCUAGUGGGUUGUUGUACUCUUAUCUCACAUUCUAGACUCUUAUGUAUAAGUAUAAUGACUAAAGUGCUUAAAAAGCC
This is a messenger RNA of Papaver somniferum (opium poppy), 3472 nucleotides long. RefSeq lists its product as uncharacterized. The record is from RefSeq and is a predicted model, not a curated record. The transcript is spliced from 7 exons. Gene Ontology annotation, molecular function: nucleic acid binding. Lineage: Eukaryota; Viridiplantae; Streptophyta; Magnoliopsida; Ranunculales; Papaveraceae. Gene Ontology annotation, cellular component: nucleus; cytoplasm. The coding region runs from base 1980 to 3344 and encodes 454 amino acids.